AUGGCCUCCCCGCACCAAAACCCCCCCUACGCCCCCCCCUCCCCCCACUCCACGCCCACCCCCACCCCCACCCCCCAAACGCACUACCCCCCGCCCCCACCUCCACCCCCCUUCUCCCCCUUCUUCACGCUCAUCAGCAACCCGCACACAACCUCCCACAAGCACCCCGUCGUGCACUACAUCUUUGCCGACGACGACAUCGACCCCCUCGACCGCGACCACGGCCGUGACCACGACCGCGACCGUGUGGUCAUCGUGGACGUCACCGACGCGGCCGUCACCGCAAAGAGCUUGAGCCGCGACUGGCAGGUGCUGGGCGUGAAGGUUGCGGCGGCGCCGCAGUGGGCGGGCGAGACGGGGGGCGGCGGGUUGAUGCUCACGGUGGAGGGGACGGAGGCGCCGGCGGGGAAGGCGAAGGGGGGGAGUAUGGAGGAGUUGGAGGCGCUGUAUCAGGAGAGGAUGGCGCUGUUGAAGAGGGUCGUGGAGUUUGGAGGGGCGGCGGGCGCGGGGGUGGGAGUGGCGGGAUCGUAG
Morchella sextelata is the source of this 531-nucleotide messenger RNA. RefSeq lists its product as uncharacterized. The record is from RefSeq and is a predicted model, not a curated record. The transcript is spliced from 2 exons. Lineage: Eukaryota; Fungi; Ascomycota; Pezizomycetes; Pezizales; Morchellaceae. Bases 1 to 531 code for a protein of 176 amino acids.